Molecule: messenger RNA, 617 nt
Organism: Meloidogyne enterolobii
Lineage: Eukaryota; Metazoa; Nematoda; Chromadorea; Rhabditida; Meloidogynidae
Source: the annotation of a GenBank genome assembly
CUGUUUAUGGAGAACCAGAGUCUUUACCUUUAACUGAGGAAAGCCGUGUUGGUUUGGGAAUUACUAACCCUUAUGGACAAACUAAAUUUAUGGUUGAACGAAUUCUUAUGGAUUUGAAACGAGCUGAACAGGACUGGAAAAUUUCAAUUCUUCGUUACUUCAACCCUAUGCCUUACAUCGCAAAAGUAGCUGUUGGUAAAUUGCCUCAUUUAAAUAUUUUUGGAACAAAUUAUAAUACUCCUGAUGGUACUGGAGUUCGUGAUUAUAUUCACAUUGUUGAUUUGGCUAAGGCUCACGUUUCUGCACUAGAUAAUAUUGGCAAAGAUAUACCAAAAGGGAGUAAUGGAGAAGAAUUGGCAGAAAUUUACAAUUUGGGAACUGGAAAGGGAUAUUCUGUCAAAGAAAUGGUUGCUGCUUUAGAGAAGGCGUCAGGGAAAAAGUUAGCAGUAAAAGAAGUAGAGCCUCGCCCUGGAGAUUUGGCUAUUUUAUAUUGUGAUCCUUCUUUGGCACUCAAAAAACUUGGAUGGAAAGCGGAAUAUGGAAUAGACGAAAUGUGCAGGGACACUUGGAAUUGGUGUGUUAAAAAUCCUGAUGGAUUUGCCAAAAAGGCAGAAUGA